Molecule: messenger RNA, 6818 nt
Organism: Brassica rapa (field mustard)
Lineage: Eukaryota; Viridiplantae; Streptophyta; Magnoliopsida; Brassicales; Brassicaceae
Product: terpenoid synthase 25
Biological process (GO): diterpenoid biosynthetic process
Molecular function (GO): terpene synthase activity; magnesium ion binding
Source: RefSeq, a predicted model, not a curated record
UUUAAUUUUAUACUAUUAAAAGAAAUUAAAAAUCACAUUAAGCAUAUAAUAAAAAAUUAGACUUUUUCUUACAUGUUAUGUUUUUUGAAUUUUUAAAAACGACUAUAAAUUACUAAAAAUGGUAAAAGUCCCACAUUGAAAUUUUUGGGGUCAAUGGUUUAACUUUUUUUGUUUAAGCAAAAUACAAAUGAUGAUCAUAUAUCAUAGGGGUGGGCGUUCGGAUACACGUUCGGGUUCGUAUCGGAUAUUUCAGUAUAAAAGUAUAAAAUCCGUUCAGAUAUUUCUACACUUCGAGCCGGGUUCGGAUAUUUUAUGUUCAGAUUCGGAUAUUUCGGGUUGGGUUCGAAUAUUUAAAUUUUGAAGAAAAAAUAAAUAAAUGAUUUAUUGAUUAAGUUUUUUUUGUAUUUAAAAUAUAUUUUAACUGGUUUUCUAAUUUUUAGAAAAUUAAAAAAUUAAUAGGUUUGGAGAUAAAACUUUAAAAAUAGAAAGACAUUAAUUUAGUUGUUGUUUUGAAAUUUUAGAUGUAACUUUUGUUAAUGAAAGAAACAAGAGCUUGAUAUAUAUUUUAAGUGAGUAGCAAAUAAUUUCGUUCAUAAUUAUAUGUAUAUUAUCUAAUUUUGAGCAAUAAGCAUCAUUAAUAUAAAUAUUUUGAAUUAAAUGAGAGAAGUAAACUAGAAACAUGGUGUUAAUGUUUGGUUAUUUUUCGAUAUCCAUCCGGAUUUAAAUAUUACUCGUUUGUAUUCAAAUAUUACCCGAACUGGUGAAAUAAGUAAUAUAUUUUGCUGUUCUAGAAUUAGAUUGUUUUUUAGACCGGGCUGGUGAAAAUAUACUAGACAGACAUUUAUAUUUUGAGUCUACACUUAUAUAUUCUAUAACAGCUUGAUAUAUUAGAUUUGAACACUAAUAUGUUAAUAUAGUUUGCCAGUGAUUUUUUUUUAAAAUUUUGAUUCUUAGAUAUGUAUCUGGAGUGAAACUAAUUUUUACAGAUGUCCAUUUUUUUAAAAAAAAAUUGACACUUAUUUAGUUCACCGAAUUCAUAUAAGUUAAAAAAAGAAACUUAACUCAUAUCAAUAAAACAAAGACGAGAAUGAAAGCAUAAUUUUAUAGAGGUAGAAAAUGAACUCAAUUAUGGAGAGUUAAUAGUAAACAAAUCGAGAGCAGAAAACCUAAUCCUCUUUCGUCAUUAUACAAUCAAUGUUGCCUAUUUGGUUUUGGUUGUGUCAGCCGCAAAACUUAAUUUUUUGUGCAUAUGAAGUUUUAAAAUAAUUAAAAUGAGAUGUAAUACAUUAACUCUUCAACAACGAUGAUAUAUUUAAGAGACCAAUACAAAACGGGACUUAGAAAAGUCCUCAAAUCUCUUUAUGACCAUGGAGUCAAUAGCCCAUACUUUCAGUCUUUUUCAAAAAGACAAUGUGAAGAUGAAUAGAUCAACAAAACAAAGAAAGGACAUGAACAUGGGUUGUUUCAGAAUUGGAUCGUCAUUUUAUAAUCGAUAAAGAUUGUAGUGUUGCAAAAUAUUAAAACUAUUUAAUACACAAACAUUAUUAUAAAAACUCAUUCAGCGUAUGCGCACGGUGUUAUCAUCUAGUUGGAAUUAUUGUUGUAACACUAAGCUAUUUAGUACUAUUGACCAUUGAUGUAAUUUUAGUUACCUAUGUUUCCUCUCAGAAAAGGACAUCAACUUUUGCAUGUACUUUGUCAAAGGGUAUGGUGACUAUAGAAGUAUACAAGGGUCCGUGUGGGAUUUGCAUGCUUUAUUGUACACUAAGUUUGAUAUGAAUUUUGUUUUAGUAGAUCAACUGAGUUAAUAUAGAUCUCGAGUUCAAUUCCCGCUGGUGAAAGAAAAACCAGUUUCCAUACCAGUUUCAAAUUUUCCUUUACAAAAAAAACAUUUUCCCCAAAUUCUUGUUUCUAACUUUUUUCCUUAUGUGUUUUUUUCUUCAUCAUUUAAGUACAAUUUACUCAUUUUAAAAAGAAUUCCUAAAAAUUUAUUAAACAUGUUUAAAAUAGUUUUAAAUUUUAUAAAUUUAAACGCUUAGAAUAAUUGUAAAUGUGUUAUAAUGAUUUAUAAACAAUAAAAAAGUGUUCUGGGAUGUAUAAUUACUCUAUGUUUACUAGUUUAGUAUGAUGUUAAAAAAAUUCUAAUAAUAAAAUAAUUAAUUUUGGUUUAAUAUUUUUUAGUUUUAGGGAUGUUUACAUGAAAUGUAGAUGGUUUGGAUAAGGAAUUUGUAUUAUAUUUUGGAGAUUCUGCAGUUUUCAAGUGCUGCAUUAGAUAAAGUACUAACCACCACCUGACUUUGGUCAAAUUUGAACAGCAUAAGCUAGGGUACCAGAAAGGCUUAGAACGUGUAAAAGAGGUCUAUUCAUCAUCUCUUUCACACUCCAUCAAAUAUGAGUUAUAACUCAGACCUUCGGUAGGAUCAGCUGCAACACAAAACGACAUAUAAUAUACUUAUACUAUGACACAAUGAAUAAGAAAUUACUCUGUUUAUAUGGAAUAAUAAAUAACAUUUUCAUAAUGGUGAGCCACUAGACUAAAACAAAUCAUCGACACUUAGUAACGUUCCAUAGUCUGUUUGAAGCUCAAAACAGCAUCUGAAUUCACUGACUUUGAUGGUUUUGGGGCUUUCCGGAUAGCCACUAGACUAAAAAGAAUUAUCGACAAUCACGACUUUAACAGAAAAAGAUUUCACUUACUUUCGUGACAAAAAAAAAAAAAAAAGAUUUCACUUACUUAAAAAACUUCCUAAAAUUCAAUAAAAAUAAAUUAUAUAUCUUUAAUCAUAUUAGCCUCUCCACUUGAAUCCGUUUCUAUUUAAACAGAACACUGAAGUAAAACAAGACAUCCUACCACAACAAUAGAGCAGAGAGUUUCUCGUGUUUAUUUUCCAGUGACGGUGUCUACAAAUGGAAGCAUUAAAAAUGUGUUUUGGUCUUAAAACUCUCCCUAACGUUCACAAUGGCCCUCUCUGUCAUAAGACCAACCUCUCUCUCAUUCCCCGCCGUUUGCUUCAAAACAACACUCCUUUUUCCAAGAAACCCACAAAGCACUUGUCAUGGGUAAAGACUGAGAGUAGUGGCGACCUUGAGAGUACUCGUCCCUUGACCUACUUUUCUCCAUCUACUUGGGGAGAUUACUUCCUCUCUGUUCCCGUCGAUGACUCUGAAUUUGAGGCACUUGAGCAAGAAAUUGAAUCUGUAAUGAAGCCAGAAGUAAGAGACAUCCUCAUGUGUCCUCACAAUAAUAACAAGGAGAAGAUUCGUAUUAUCCAUUUGCUUAUCAGCCUCGCUAUCGCUCAUUAUUUUGGGAGCGAAAUAGAAGAGAUUCUACACCAAGCUUUCCUAAAGUUGGAUGACUUAAUUUCAGAAGAAAAUGACCUGGAAACAAUUGCAAUCAUGUUUGAAGUUUUCAGGCUAUACGGACACAAGAUGUCUUGCGAUGUGUUUGAGAGAUUUAAAGGUGAAGAUGGGAAAUUCAUGGAAAGUCUGGUACAUGAUGUUAGAGGAAUGCUACAAUUGUAUGAAGCAGCGCAUCUCGGACUACCAUCUGAAGAUAUAAUGGACAAUGCAUUGACUUUCACGCGGCAUCACUUGGGGUUGUUGACUGGCCAAGAAACUAGCCCAAAUCUCUGUAAGCAGAUACAACGUGCACUGUAUAGAUCUCGAUAUAAUAACAUAGAGAUAGUGGUCGCACGACAAUACAUAUCUUUCUACGACCAGGAGGAAGGCCACGACAAGACCCUUCUCAAGUUUGCAAAGCUCAACUUCAACUUUUGCCAAAUGCACUACAUCAAAGAGCUUAAGCUUAUCACCAAAUGGUGGAAAGAUCUAGGUAUGGCGUCUCAGCUAUCUUACAUAAGGGACCGAAGCGUGGAGAUCUAUUUUGGGAUGCUAGGAAUGUUUUUCGAGCCACGAUAUUCACUUGGAAGAAUUCAUACCGUUAAACUUACAAUGGUCCUCACUGUUGUGGAUGAUACAUGUGAUGCAUAUGCCACUCUUCCAGAAGUUAUUAGUCUUCAUGAUGCUUUUCAGAGGUGGGAUCUUGGUGCCACGGAAGAACUACCAAGCUAUAUGAGAAUCAUAUACCAAAGUGUGUUAGAUACUUUUGAGUAUAUUGAUCGAGAAAUGAAAGCUAGAGGAAAGUUCGGUACAAUGAAACCAAUUAUAGAUGAUACCAAGAACCUGUUGAGAUUGUAUGCGAAGACAGCAAAAUGGGCACGCGCAGGUCACGUGCCAAGUUUUGAGGAUUACAUGGAGGUUGGGAUCUCCACAGCUGGACUGCAUGGCUUGUCGGCCUACGGAUAUAUAUCGAUGGACGAUUGUGAUCAGAGGCAAUUAAAUGAGUGGUUCAACUCCAAACCCAAAAUAUUUAAAGCUUUAAAUACUGCAUUUCGUCUUAGAAAUGACAUUGCCACUUUUGAGCAAGAAGUGGGCAGAGGAGAGGUUGCGAAUGGCGUCAACUGUUACAUGAAGCAACAUGGUGUUACCAAAGAAGAAGCGGUUGAAGUAUUGAGCAAGAUGGAACGAGAGAAUUAUAAGAUACUGAGGGAGGAAUUUGUUGUGUCAAAAGAUGUGCCACGACAGAUUCUGUUGCGACCCGUAAACAUUGCUCGAGUGCUGGAUUCGUAUUACAAGGACGGUGAUGGAUUUAGUCAUCCUGAUCAAAACCUAAAAGAUCUUGUUACCUCUUUGUUCCUCCGUCCGAUUCCUCUUUGAAAAUUUAUGAAAGUUUGAGUGAUUUUGGGAGAUAUAUAAAAUAAUGAAUAGACUAAAAUGUUUACUCUAUCAUCUUCAACUUUUUUCGCUUAGUUCUUUCUAUUUCGUGUGCAUUGAGAACUGCUCGUGCCUCCUCUUAUAAUUUGGUUUGUUUUCAUAAAUGAAUAAGAAACUACCCAAUUUCAUCUGAUAAGUUACGAGAGCUGAAGUAAACGAAGAACACUGAUGAACAAGAGAGAGAGUGAGAAAUAUCUGAGAAAGAGAGAUAGAUGUAUUUCAAAAUUAAGAGAGAGAAUAAAGAAGGAUUGAUUUCCUUAAUUCAUAAACUCUGAAUACACUCUAUAUUUAAAAACAAAGAAGAGAAAGAAGAACAUAGAAAGACACAUUAGAUAUUUAACAGCUAUAUUUGCAAGAAUUCAAAUUCGAAUGGGUCCCACUUGUCUAGAAGCUUAGCUUCUUCAGUUUCUUUCUUAAUGAGAUAAAAUGGCAUCCACUGAUGGCAUCCAUCGAAUGGUAUCCAUCGCUUGGCAUCCACCGCAUGUAAUCUCUUCUACUUGCCCAGCUUCUCUUCUCUUCAUCUUACUUCUUCAUUAAAAUCUUCAUGUCAAUAUGUUAAGGUUGGCGAAAUGACCUGAAAUGACCUAAACGAUAUGUAAUGAGAGAGUCACAGCUGGUUAUGCUUAGCGUUUGAAUAAUCUCGUAUCUGUACUCGUGGUAGUCUUGCUGCGACAGACUAACUUCUUAGUAUGAGCUUAUGAAAUUUUAACGAACUCAUCAUUGUUGCUUGUCACUCUCCUACCACAUUGAUGUCCGACACAUAUGUUCAAACUUCCUUGUUAAUAUGAUGUUGUCCACUUUGGUCUAUAUCCUCACGGGUUUGUUUUUCAUUUUAGACGGAAUUGGACAUUAUUUAAUAUUUUGAUGUGAAAUUUGGAUUGUCAAUUUAUGUAUAUAGUAAGACAUUGCGAGAAACUAAAUUUCGCAGAGUUUGUUUACGGUUAAGACGUUUCGAAACCACAUCACAGUGAAUGUGAAUUGCAAAAGGUUUCGAGAUACGAAGGCUAUCGAGACGAUGGAGAUCAACAGCUGGGAAUCUAGGAUAAACUAUGAAUAUUUUUAUAUAAAGACAGGGCCUGCUUAGCAUUGUAGGGACCCUAGGGCAAAAAGAAAACAAAACUAUAUACAUAUAAAAUAUUUUUGGGUCCUUUUUCAAUUUUAUUUAUAAGUUUUUUUUAAAAAAAAAAAAUCUAUGUAAAAACAUGUAUUUAUAAAGAAAAAAUUAGACCCCUUAACUAUUAUUAAUAUACGGGGAUUCCGGGGUGGUCGCACCGUCGCCCUAAUUAGCCGGCGCUGUGUGAAGAUCAUCCUCCUUCCUUUUCUUGCCUUCGUAUAAGCUUGUGUCAAUUGUUGACAGAGAAUCUUGCUGAAGAAUUACUCAGAAACAGAGUACUUCAAGGUAUUGAACAUUCCACAUGUGGAAAUCGACGGCUAGAUCAUCUCUUAAGGAAAUAUUAAUAGAUGUAAAAAAAAAAUAGGUAAUAUUAUUGUGCAUAUAUAUAUAAACAUAACCCCAAGUCCCCAACGACCUUACUUGAAGCACACGACACUGUAAUUCACACUUUCCUCAGCUUUUCUUCUAUUAUAUCUCAUAUAGUAAUGACUUUUCAGAAAUGUUGAUAUAACGUUGAAUAAAACAAAGAGCUUAAAUAAUGCAAAGGUGUUGGAUUAAAGGAUAUACUAAGAUCAUCUUUGAAGGAGAUAAUCAACAACUACACAAUGUGUUGAAUAAGUUUGUGAAAAAAAUUGCAGUAAUGAACUGGAUACAAGAAGUUAGGAAAUGCGAGGCAAAGUUUGAAGAAGUGCAGUUCAAAUGGAUUCGACAAACAUCAAAUGUGGUUGCAGACUUACUAGCAAAAGCAGAUAUGCCAAAUGACUUCAGAUUUCAUUUUCAUACUAACAUUCAGUAUAUUAUUAAAGAUGCGGUGAAUGUAGACUUUCACAAUUAUUUAAGUAUAUGAAAUUUGUUGGAAAAAAAAAACAAAGAGCUUGUGAAAAGGCAACAACAUUCAAAAGCAAAGCCUCAAAAAAUCCCAUAGAGGAAU